Molecule: messenger RNA, 519 nt
Organism: Pteronotus mesoamericanus
Lineage: Eukaryota; Metazoa; Chordata; Mammalia; Chiroptera; Mormoopidae
Gene: ATP6V0E2
Product: ATPase H+ transporting V0 subunit e2
Exons: 4
Coding region: 84-329 (81 amino acids)
Biological process (GO): proton transmembrane transport
Cellular component (GO): proton-transporting V-type ATPase, V0 domain
Molecular function (GO): proton-transporting ATPase activity, rotational mechanism
Source: RefSeq, a predicted model, not a curated record
GCCCACUGCCCGGCCCGGACCCGCGCGCCCCGGAGCAUCUGCCGCUGGUCCUGCACCCAGGUCUGGGCGUCCCGCGCCCCGCCAUGACGGCGCACUCUUUCGCCCUCCCGGUCAUCAUCUUCACCACGUUCUGGGGCCUCAUCGGCAUCGCCGGGCCCUGGUUCGUGCCGAAAGGACCCAACCGCGGGGUGAUCAUCACCAUGCUGGUAGCCACUGCUGUCUGCUGUUACCUCUUCUGGCUCAUCGCCAUCCUGGCGCAGCUGAACCCCCUGUUUGGGCCGCAGCUGAAGAACGAGACCAUCUGGUACGUGCGCUUCCUGUGGGAGUGAGCGCUGCCACCUCAGCCCAGGUCCCCCAGCUCUCUGGAUGACCGCGGCACAACUGUCCCUGAAGACCCCUUUGUCUCCAUCCCCACAGCUGCAUCCUGGUGCCCCUGUGCUCCCUCCCCAGGGCCUGCCCGGUUCCUGCAGGCGCCUGCUUCCCCAGCGGGGCAGGCAGGAGCCGAGAGAUCCGCCCGGC